Messenger RNA from Coccinella septempunctata (seven-spotted ladybird), 1666 nucleotides. RefSeq names its product solute carrier family 35 member F6-like. The record is from RefSeq and is a predicted model, not a curated record. Gene Ontology annotation, biological process: transmembrane transport. Gene Ontology annotation, molecular function: transmembrane transporter activity. Bases 234 to 1379 code for a protein of 381 amino acids. Gene Ontology annotation, cellular component: membrane; intracellular membrane-bounded organelle. The transcript is spliced from 7 exons. Lineage: Eukaryota; Metazoa; Arthropoda; Insecta; Coleoptera; Coccinellidae.
AAUGAAAUGACCACUUGAAAAGAUAAGAUAAAGUGUAGCAUACUAUGAUUAACAUUUGAUGAAAAUUAGUUCAUUUAUGUCCAUUCCCCUGUUGUGUGCGUAUUGCCUACAUCCUGCAAAGAAACAGCUGACUCAGGGAUCCAUAACAAAAGGAUCAGAUUUCGUUAAUCAUCAAGAUAAAAUUUUGAUACCUCAAUUAACCGCAUGACUACAUAAAAAACUAAAAAUCUAAGAUGGCCUGGACUACAUAUCAACUCUCCCUGGCCCUCUUGAUGGUCGUAACGGGAAGUAUCAACACCCUGAGUACGAAGUGGGCCGAUGGUAUCAAAUCUGUGGGAAUUGAUGGCGUUGAGAGAGAGUUCGACCACCCGUUUUUCCAGGCGUCUUGUAUGUUUUUGGGAGAAUUCUUGUGUCUCUUAGUCUUCAAAGCUUUGUACUUUUAUUACAAGAGGAAGGGGGAUGGAUCUGAGAACGUCAUGGAACUCACUAAGGGAAACAGAGAUUUCAGCCCUUUCACGUUGUUGAUUCCAGCUAUGUGCGAUAUGACCGGUACCUCUGUCAUGUACAUCGGUCUGACUUUGACCUACGCUUCAAGUUUCCAGAUGUUCAGAGGUUCCGUGAUCAUCUUUGUCGGCGUCCUCAGUGUGGCGUUCCUACACCGAGUCCUCAAGAAGAAAGAAUGGGCCGGUAUGCUUUUCGUAAUUUUAGGAUUGACUGUCGUGGGCGCUUCCGAUUUCCUCUACGACAAUACGUCGAGCGAACACCACGACAAAAACGACGUCAUCACUGGGGAUUUGCUCAUUGUCAUCGCUCAGAUCAUCACGGCCAUUCAGAUGGUCGUCGAGGAAAAGUUUGUGGCCGGUCUGGACAUUCCGUCGUUACAGGCUGUUGGUUGGGAAGGAUUGUUCGGAUUGGUAACUUUGAGCCUUUUACAAAUUCCUUUCUAUUUCAUACAUGUGGGAACUCCGUUUGCGGACAACGCCACUGGAUCCUUGGAAAAUGCCUUGGACGCUUUCGUGCAAAUUUGGCACAGUUGGGAACUUAUGCUUGCGAUUCUAGGUACAAUAUUUUCCAUUGCUUUCUUCAAUUUCGCCGGUAUAAGUGUUACCAAAGAGAUGUCGGCUACGACAAGAAUGGUACUGGACAGUGUCCGUACUCUGGUUAUUUGGGUCAUAAGUUUGAUGACCGCCCAACAGGAUUUCCAUUGGUUACAGCUCCUCGGAUUCAUAGGUCUCCUGAUAGGGAUGGGACUGUACAAUAACGUAACCCUGGGCGGUCUGUCCAACAAAGUAACCUCUUUAAUCAACGGCAUGAGAUAUGGUAACGUCCAAGAGGACCCGAUUCAGAAUCACACAGCCGACGAGAGGGAUCAGGCAUGAAACUAUGCAUGAAUCGAAGCGAAGCGAAAUUGUGAUCAUUUUAAAUCGAUUUCCAGAUUGUUUACCGUAUUAUUUUAAUUUUUUAACGCGUUUCUUUCAGACUUGAAUCUGUUAUUUUAUUUUACGAUUCAAAGUGACUGUAAAUAAAGAGAUAUAUGUGUGUAAAUUGGGAAUUUGAGACUGCGACAUGAUGUACGGAGAAAGAUUGUGUGUUAUCAGUUAUCCGAAUUCUUUCUUUAUUUAUAAAUACAAAAAUAUUUCCUUAAAUAGAUUCUCCUGACAUACAA